AUGCCAAGAAAAGGAAUGAGGAGCCUGUGCUUUCACUCCAAAUCGCCGUCGUUCGCCGCCUACUCUUCUUCCCCUUCUAGACCCUCCUCCGUCUCAUUCCCAACCCCACGGCGUGUCCCCGUAACGAACUUCACCGACGCAAUGAUCGAGGAUAUCAUCGGGAACGCCGCCGUUUUGGUCAUGAAGUGGAACCCGGAGACUUCGACAUACGCCAAGGUCACCUCUCUCUUCUACGAGAGCAAAAAGGAAGCGCAGCAGUUUAUCAGGUGCGUGACGGAGCUUCAGAAGGCCAUGCACUUCCUCGUAUCGGAGGACCCCACCUCCGAGAAAAUCGUACACGCGCAGAGCCUCAUGGAGAUCGCAAUGAAGCGGUUGCAGAAAGAGUUCUACCAGAUCCUAUCCAUGAACCGAGCCCAUUUAGACCCGGAAUCGGUCUCGACCAGGUCCAGAUCCUCCGUCACGUCUACCCGGUCCAGCACCUCCGAUUACGAAGACGGCGGCGCCACCACAGACGACGACGUGCGAUUCGCCAGAGAAUCCAUCUCCGAAGUCGAGCACGUCUCGUCGGUCGCCAUGGCCGACUUGAAAUCCAUAGCCGAGUGUAUGAUCUCCUCCGGCUACGCCAAAGAGUGCGUUCACAUCUACAAGAUUAUCAGAAAAUCGAUCAUCGACGAGGGAAUGUACAAGCUAGGAGUUGAGAGAUUGAGCUCUUCGCAGAUCCACAAGAUGGACAGGGAGGUUCUGGAUCUGAGAAUCAGGAGCUGGUUGAAUGCGUUGAAGAUGUCAAUCUCCACGCUCUUCAACGGAGAGCGAAUCCUGUGCGAUCACGUAUUCGCAUCCUCCGCCUCCAUCAGAGAGUCUUGCUUCACGCACAUAUCUCGUGAAGCCGCGACUUUACUCUUUGGCUUCCCUCAAGUUCUCGUCGCGAAGAGCAAGAAAAGCUCGUCGUCUCUAGACGUAUUUCGUCUUCUCGAUAUGUACACUUCGAUCUCCGAGCGCUGGCCGGAGAUCGACUCCAUCUUCUCGUUCGAGUCCACCGAUGCCGUCCGAUCUCAGGCGCUCAAUUCGCUCAUUAAACUCAGCGAGUCCGUCAGAUCAAUGCUCUCCGAUUUUGAGUCGACGAUCCAGAAAGACUCGUCGAAAUCGGUCUCUCAUGGCGGCGGCGUCCACGAUCUCACUCUCCGCGUGAUGAAUUACCUCUCUCUCCUUACAGACUACAGCAACGUCCUCGUCGACAUUGUCUCCGACUGGCCUCCGCCGGCCAAAUCGUCGCUUCCAGAAUCGUACUUCGACAGCCCCCACUCUGAAGACGGUCAGGCGCCGGUGAUCUCCCUCCGCAUGGCCUGGCUCCUACUCGUCCUCCUCUGCAAGCUCGACGACAAGGCAAAGCACUACAAGGACGUUUCGCUCUCGUACCUCUUCUUAGCAAACAAUCUCCAGUACAUGAUCUCGAAUAUCCGUACAUCGAAUCUCCAGUACCUUCUCGGCGAGGACUGGAUAUCGAAGCACGAACGAAAGGUGAGGCAAUUCGCAGAAAACUACGAGGGGUUGGCGUGGGGGAAAGUUUUCGCUUCAUUGCCCGAAAAUCCGACGGUCGAGAUUUCCACGGAGGAAGCGAGACUGAUCUUCCGAAACUUCAAUUUCAGCUUCGAGGAAGCGCAUCGGAAACAGAGGACGAGUGUCGUACCGGACCGGAAACUCCGAGAAGAGAUGCAGGUGUCCAUAGCAAAAAAGCUGGUGUCGGCUUACAGGGAGUUUUACGACGCCCAUAGGCUGACGGUUGGGGGCGGGAGAAGCGUGGAGUUGUAUGUCAGAUUUGCCCCUGAAGAUGUUGAAAAUCACUUGUCGGACCUGUUUUUCGGGACCAUGGACUCGGAUGGUUCGUCGCAGUAUUCGCCGUCUCAUCGGCGGAGUCCAUUGAGACUUUAG
Molecule: messenger RNA, 1929 nt
Organism: Prunus armeniaca (apricot)
Lineage: Eukaryota; Viridiplantae; Streptophyta; Magnoliopsida; Rosales; Rosaceae
Source: the annotation of a GenBank genome assembly